Messenger RNA from Hyposmocoma kahamanoa, 4414 nucleotides. RefSeq names its product proteoglycan 4-like. Gene Ontology annotation, biological process: regulation of transcription by RNA polymerase II. The transcript has 27 exons. Gene Ontology annotation, cellular component: nucleus. NCBI's taxonomy places the organism in Eukaryota, Metazoa, Arthropoda, Insecta, Lepidoptera, Cosmopterigidae. The coding region runs from base 16 to 3225 and encodes 1069 amino acids. The record is from RefSeq and is a predicted model, not a curated record. Gene Ontology annotation, molecular function: RNA polymerase II cis-regulatory region sequence-specific DNA binding; DNA-binding transcription activator activity, RNA polymerase II-specific; zinc ion binding.
AGUAAGUUCGCCAAAAUGGAAAAAAGAAAAGACACUUUGAGUGCUUUUAGAGCGUGUCGUUUUUGUUUGUCUCAAGAUGGAUCUCUAAAAAAUUUACAUGAAAAAAUCCAAAUACCGAAAAAUUCUGUACCUUUUGCAUUGAAAGUAUUAGCAUGCAUCGCAGUGGAGAUAUUCCCCUCGGAUCGGAUGCCGCCGCAUGUGUGCAGCCGCUGUAAAUUUUUCAUGGAACUCUUCUAUGAGUUCAAACAGAUUUGCCGCAGAGCAGAUGCCUCUAUACUAAGUUACCUUCAAACUGGUACUCCCCUGGAACCAAUUUCCUGGCCCUCUUCACUGGUUAAGUUAUUCCGCCAAGGAGUCAAGCCCAAAGUGGUUAAAACUGUAGUGGAGGGCGGAGCUACUGUCGAAGUUACUUCACAAGAUGCCAGCGAUAGUGAGGAAGAUGAUGAAAAUGUUUAUAAUGUUAAGAUAGGAGAUGGAGACGAAGACUCAGCAUGUAUCAAAGUCGUGGAGGGCAAAGAACAAAAUAUCAAAAGCAAACCCAAGCGUGGUUCAGAUUCUGAAGAGGACUUGUCACCAUUCGAGCUGGAGCAGGAGGACAGACAACAGGCGCGCGGAUUGACUGAUGGGUGCUGGGCAUGCAAUCAUUGCCACCGGACUUUUCCUCUGCAGCAACUACUAGAGCUCCAUAUAGUAUCGAAACAUCGUGCCCGUACUGUCUCUUGCGACCAAUGUGAUGCAAAAUUCUUCACAAAGUACGAUUUAGCAACGCACCAGUUGCGGCACUCUGACGAGACGCCCUUCAAGUGCUCUGGUUGUGACCGAUUUUUCAAACGUCAAUCACUGUUAAAGAGGCAUGAAAAAAUAAUGCAUUCAGACCUGCUCCAUGAAAAAUGCCCGCACUGUCCAGCAACAUUUUUGUCCACUGAGGAGUUAGAAGCCCACCAACAGAAACACAGCAAUACCGGAGAUCGACCCUUCCCAUGCUCGCUGUGUGAUAAGAGGUUUCGCCUUAACUGCACACUGGACCGUCACUUGGCGGUUGUACACAGAAACCGACGGGAAUUCUCCUGCGAAUACUGUCCCGAGCGAUUUUCCACAGUGUCGAAGUUGACUCGGCAUGUGCGUUCCCAUGCAGGCGAAAGACCGUACCCGUGCAAAUACUGUGACAAAGCUUUCACAAAAUCUCAUCAUUAUACCAGACAUGUCCGCGUGAAACAUCCAAAUCAAGAGCCAUCGAUAGAACUGGAGCAAUACCCUUGCGAGCAAUGUUCGGACACGUUCGCAAACCAAGACGAGUUGAUCUACCACUCAGCCGUCCACGCGACGCAGAACCUCACCUGCCCGCUAUGCCAAGAGAAGUUUCAGAACGUCGACGGUGUCACUGCGCACAUUAAAUCUCAUAUCAAUGGUGUAGAGUUCAUGUGUGACUUCUGCGAGCUUGUGUUCACAUCGAAGGAGAAACUGGAAAACCAUGUCAUCGCCGCUCAUGAUGAAGAAUUCCGUAGUACACAAGUUAGUAUGGAACCUGAUGACUCUUCAAUGGAUAUGGAUGACGAAGAAGACGAAGAAGGAAAUGGGAUCAACGUCAAAGAAGAGGGCGACCACAUAGCGAUAGAAAUAAAGAAACCAGAGGGAUUCAUGCUACCAGUGCACGCAGAGCAGGAAGAAAAGAUGGACACCACUAAUUCCGAAGAUAGUGACACUGAAGCAACAUUGCCAGAACUACCAACGACGAACCCUCUACCCCCAACACGCAAGUCGCCACCAAAGACGGUCCCCGCUAAACUCGAGGCCAUGGAAACUGCAACUUCCAAACCCAUUGAAGUCAAAACUGUUAAGGGCACCGCUAGUCAGUUAGCUAAUAUAUUGAAGAAAGCCGAAGAAAUAAAACGCAAAGCGGCAGAAACUCUAGGGGCAACUGCAAAGAAGGACAAAAAUACCAAAGUGGAGAGCAGCAGUUGCGGUGGCGCCAGCGACAAAUCGCUGCGCUUACUCGAGAAAGAACUACAGGAAUUGAAAAGGACUAAUAGCACCCGUUCGGAAUCAACUAAGACUCCAGCUAAAGCAAUGGAAACGUUACGAAAUAGACGACCGCAACUCCACACUUCUGCUUCUAAACUAAGGCUCAUUGACGAACGUAAAACUCCAUCUAUCAAAUCACCUGCUAUAGAAAAGAAGGCAUCCGAGAGGCGCGCUGUGAAAGAGAACAAGGAGCCUAGAGAGAAAGAGAAACCUAACAAUGGCAAUGUCAAGGAAGAUAGAGAUGUCAAGAAUAAGGAAGAUAAAGAGUCUAAAGUUAAGGAAGACAAAGAACCAAAAGCUAUGAAGGAAGAGACUGUUAAAGAUAAGCAAGGUGCUGUGAAAAAUGGGGGCAACGACAGAAACAACAGCGAAGACGGCAUUCGUCGAUCGUCUCGGCCAUCCAAGAUAAAAGACUAUGCUAAAAUGAUACGUGACAGAAUUGAACCAGAUUCCGAUGAAACUGAGGAUGAUGAUGAAGAAUAUGUGGAAACAGAUAAACCGGAGAGUCGUCCUAAGACUCGUCGCACUAGCCUAAAACAAAAACCGACGAAACCGGCACCUACCGCAGCCGCAAGCUCUGCUGCAGCUACAACCGCUAGUGCAGAGAAACCUACGCCUAGAAAGAGAGGACGACCGCGCAAGGAGCCACAGGAUAUACCUGCCAAACUAAAGAAAGAAGAAACUGAAGAGGAAACUGAGAGCCAACCCGAGAAUGAAACUGACAACAGUACCGUUGCUGAGGCAAAAUCGCCAGUAGAGCCAGAAACUGAAACAAAACAUGACAAACAGGCGGAGAAGAUUGAGGAAGCUGGUCACGCUGAUACAACUAAAGAACAACCUAUAGAGGAAAAGAAACCAGAGGCGACCACACCACCUGGUCCAACUUUGAAAAAGGUAUCGAUGAAAGCUCUGCCUCCAGGAGUCAAGCCGCUCCCGUUGCCGCUUAAUGCUCGACCAGCUGGUGAAUUGUGUCAGAUGCAAAUAGGUCAGAAAAUGGUGAAAGUCCAGAAGAUCAUUAUGCCCAAAGCUGCUGUGGAAGACAUGCAGAAGAAAGGAUAUCUUGAGAUGAAGGGCGGCACUAUGGUUUUGAAGCCUGGCAUAAAACUUGAUCAAAAAGGAGCCAUCGUUCCCCCAGAGGCUGGUAAAGACGUUAAAGAAUCUCCAAAGCCGACGCCUACUCGUUGCCCAGACGACGAUGCAUAGAUUAAUACUCACGUAUCAACCAAACUAUGAAUGUUUUGAUCAUGCAUAAAAUAUUAAGAAAACUUUGUGAAACUAUUUGAACGUUCUGUCGAUUGAUCAAGUGUUUUGAGAUAUUAAUUGUUGGCUACUACAAGAUUAAUGGAACUACGUACUUUUUUAUAUGUUUUAGCUCCUAGCUUAAAAAAACAAUCGCAUAUUUCAACCACAUGACAAAACCAAAAUGGCGAACUGCCUACAUCUCGGCAAUAUUUCUUCUUAUGCAAAAACCUGUUAAUAAAUCUUCUUUUUAAUAUUUUGGGCAAUUUGUAAAGCUAAACAAUUAAUCUGUCAGUCCGUAAUUCAAUGUUGUAUUUUAAAAUAAGUCUUAAUAGAGUAAAACUCGUAGACGUAACGUAACGACUUGUGUCGUUCAAAAAGUACCAGUAGAUGUAAACCGUAAUUGUAUCCGAGGUGAAGGUGAAACAAAGUAGUGUUGAUAACACCAGUUGCGAACUGUCCUCUAUUUAGCACUCGUACAAUUUAGACUGAUACAGAUAUUUUUGCUUAUUAAUUUGAUAGUUGCGUUUACGUAAGCCCUUCGAUAGACUUAGGAUAAAACCGUAGCCGUGCGGCAUACGUAAACUUCUAUGAAAUAGUAUUUAAUUGCAUUUGCGCCACUUGCUAUCCCCAUAGGCCGUUGCAACUAGUUUCAUAACAGCAGUAAACUCUUUAAAAAUUAUCUCUAAAGCUUUACAAACUUAUGCUAGGCAACUACCGCUGCAUGUGACAAUUAUAACGCUUCGUUUAAUUCAUGCCAAUAAAUUGCAUGCAGCAUAAUCUAUCACUAAAGUAAUAGGUUGAAGUCUGCCAAAAACGUGCCGAAAAUCUGUCAAUCACACAUUUUCACACGAUUUUUUAAAGUACCAAAAUGGUGUUGUCAACUUGACUAACUAUUUUGUAACACCUAGCCGUAUUUAAAUUGUAUUUAACUUCUAUAUAACUCUUAACUUCUGCAUAAUUUACUUCAUGGACAACUUGUAUACGUUGUCAACAUUGUCAAUGUACUCUAAAGUAAGAUUAAGUGUCGAAUGUAUGUUUAUUGUUACGAUAAGUAUGUUGUAUAAUUUAGAAAAAUCGCUGAUUUAUUAUUUUCGCUUUCGAUUGACUAAAAUUAUCACUGAGAGCAAUGAUCACAUUUUUACAAUGGAAU